Messenger RNA from Peronospora farinosa, 3480 nucleotides. NCBI's taxonomy places the organism in Eukaryota, Oomycota, Peronosporomycetes, Peronosporales, Peronosporaceae. The record is from the annotation of a GenBank genome assembly.
AUGUCAUUAUCGUCAGACUCUGACAGCGACACAGGCAAGCGUAAAGGCUUUAAAAUCGGUUCAUCGGGGACUCCAGUUCGCUGGAACGGAGACGACUGGACUUUCUACAAGCAUGCCAUGAUUAAUGCUUUCGAGGAGAGCUUAUUGGAUCAGAUCGCUAUCGGAAAGGAGACUUUGGACGAUACUUGGAAUGCUGAACAGAAAGAUGAAUUCAAGAAGAAGCAAGCGAAGAUCAAGAUAUUGAUUCAAGGAUCGCUUUCGAUGAAACUUGCGAAGCAAGUGAUGAUGAAAGGGACAGGCACGGAGAUGUGUUCCGAACUCGUAUCGAUAUAUGAGGGCAAGACAAAUCCUGCUAUGACCGCGCAGAAGGUGUAUCGCUUACAAGGCGAGCUACACAGGACUCACAUGCGUGGAAAGGGCAACGUGCGAAGCCACCUACACAAGCUUUUUGAUAUUAGAAAUCAACUUGCGGAUUUAGGCUCGCCCCUGAAUGACUUGCAGAUGGUGGAUCGAAUGCUGCGAAGUCUUCCGGCACUAACGUGCUAUGAUGAAUUACGACGCAAAGUCUUAUUAAGCUCUAAUAUGACGAAGUACACACCAGAGCUACUUCGAGAGAUGAUCAUUACUGCUGAAUCGAGAAGUGAAGACUGGGAAGGUAAUAUCUUCGGCUACAAGGAGCGAAAGAGGACCCAGGGCACGCACGGUGGCAGUAAACAAGGUAGGGGGCCACACAAACCUUUGGACAAGAAGUCAGCAACCAAGACAAGGAGUGAUGGUUGUUAUAAUUGUGGUGGGGAUCAUUUUAAACGUGAUUGCCCGGAUCUGGAUGGAAAGAAGAACGCAAGAACAAAUUACGCGUGUUCAGGCGGGACACCAUUAGAACAAGGAGUCAAAGAAAAUCGGGACGAUGAAAGUGAAGAUGCACAAAAGCGUGAAGUCGUGAUUGGAGAAGUUGUCAAGCUUGUCGAUAAAGACUAUGAACCUUGUCGAUGGUACUUUGACACGGAGUCCAAUGCACAUAUCACAGCGUGCAAAGAGUACUUCACGACGCUGCAAAGCAUGGAAGAUAGCGAGUGGAACCCAACUAUCUCGGGGUUUGCUGACGGCGUCGAUGCCAAAGCGGAAGGAUUUGGGACUAUCCUUCUUGAAGUUAUGGUUGACGAGCAAAUGGUGAUGUUGAUGAUUGAGGAUGUUUUGUACGUCCCAAGUGCUGGCUGCAACCUUUUCUCACCUGGGUUAUCACUAGACCAAGGAUUUAAGAUGACGUGGGAAAAUGAUGCGCGAUUGUUCGGAAUGAUGAAAGAUGGAGCAGAGGUGAUUCGAACGUCUUAUGAAAACCACCUGUGGACAUUUUUGACUCACAACAUCAGCAGUUGUGUGAACAUAAAGGGCCGCAUUAAAGACAAGAAGACAGUAUUUGCAAACUUUGCUGUUACGGAUGGUGUUGCAGACAUUGACGUCUGGCAUGAAGGACUUGGAUAUGUAUGUCCAGAGUACAUCAGGCUGAUGGUUGAUCGUGGAUUAGCUAAGGGUAUCAUGCUUCAACGCCGGGGUAAAGUUGACUGUGCGGAUUGCCACUUCGGCAAGCAACGCAGAAAGACAUACCGUAAGACACUCGAAAGGAACAUCACGAGAGUGAAUGAUGUUAUUUUCGCUGACUUACUUAUACCUGGGGUGAGUAAUGGAUCACCAUAUUCCGCGGUUCUAGUGGUCGUGGAUGGCUUCUCGCGCUACGUGAAGACCUAUUUGUUGAAGUCUAAGACCGAGGGCGAAGUGAACCAACAUAUAAAGAAUUAUAUAAAGUGGGCUGAGCGACAACAUGCAAAUCGAGUUGAUCGAAUCAUUUCUCGUGAAUUAAUUGAAGGUAAUGCAGACCAACAAUGUUUGGUACGUCAAGUACUGACUGACAAGGGACAAGAGUUCUGUAAUGGGACGAUGGAGACCUGGUAUACCGAACAUGGAAUUGUGCACACUAAGGUUGGUCCAAAGGCGUCUCAGCUAAAUCUGGUGGAGCGAACGCGUCAGACACUGAUAGGAAUGGUAAAGACAAUGAUGCACCAGUCUGGAUUCCCGAAGUCCUUUUGGGUGCACGCACUAGAAAAUGCUGUGUAUGUAAAGAACAGGGUGUACUGCAAGGGUGCAGGAUGCACGCCUUAUGAAACCGUCUUUGGAUCAAUACCGGACAUCCAUCACGCGAGAUCGUUUGGUUCAUUAACCUACUGCCAUGUCCCAGUGUCGAAGAAGAGAAAAUUAAAUAUGAACUGCAGAAUGGGUUUUCUGCUAGGCUACCGAGAGGAUGUUGUCGGUUGUCACGUGUAUUUCCCGACGGAACACAAGAAAGGCUUCGUAUCGGAGGUGAAGAUCAAUGAAUUAGUCAAAUACAAGGAUCGCUAUGAGAGCUCAUACCCCACAAAGGUCAAGAAAUGGCUGCAUACGUUGAAUGAGUCACUGGAGGAAGGCGAGCUUGUUGCAUAUGCGGAUGAUGACCAAGACAGCGCUUCCCAACUAGCCGAAUAUGACAUUGAAUCAGAGCAGCGCGUAUGCAGUAAUGUUGAGAUGGUCUCGGCUAAAAGCAGCCUAGAUGAGGCUGAUCGAAAUGUAUGGAAUGACAUGGUAUCGUACAGCGAAGCAGUAAACGACAGCGAAGUGAAUGAGAGAUAUGACGAGAAAUUAACGAGUAUCGAUCGACGUACAUGGGACGACAUACUGAAAAAUAGCCGUCUACCCGAUUACGAAUCGUCUAGUGAAGUACAAGAAGGAGAAACUGCCAUAUCGGAUGUCGAUCAAGAGAAGGAGUUUUCGGUCCAAGUUGCAGAAAGUCUCAGCACAGAAAAUGAACAUGACUCCGAAGACGAUGAAGGAUCUAGCUGUGGAGAAGAUGAUGUCGCAUAUUCAGACAUAGACAACGCAGAGAGCGAUGAAUACGCUGAAGACGAGGUGGCGAAGUCUAGCAUCGCAGAGCAUGAUGGUGACGAAAACGAUGGAGUUGCUAUCGCACGGGCUGACACUAACGAAUUUGACAGCGACGAAGGUGAUUUAGAUGACAUAUUGGAUCGUCACAUUAUCGAAUACGACAUCGGAGAUAGUAAACUUGAUUACGAUUGUGAUGUGGCGGAUAUCGAGUCAGUGGGUCACGUUACGGAUCUGGUCUCAGUCGACGACGCUGGAUAUGACUCCGGUACAGAUGCAAACAAGUGGGACUAUCUCUUCGACCCAAAUGAUGAACGUGAAGCUUACGACGAUCAAGUUACCGAGCGACAAUUGACAAUCCCAUCAAAUCAACUGAUUGGUCAUAUACACCCUAGAGACGAAGAAAUUCGACGGACGCGCGACAAGAAGCGUACCAAGUUACAAGCAAAACGACUGAUGGUUGCUGCAGCACGGCGCUCAAAGCUUCUGAAUAGUGGAGAGCAACAACAGCCCGAAAGACGUCAAGAUACCAAAGAAUUACAGGCAGGCUAUGCGAUCGAAGCAUGCUAA